AUGGUCUCUAUCAUGUAUACAUUCAAAUUUGCUUUGGCUGUGUUGAGUUUACUCUCAUUAUGCAGUGCAAACAACGUAAUCAAUCCAUUGGGUCAUCAAGCUGACCCGCAACCUAUUUCACGUAUUGAAUCGGAUGGUAAGCGAUGGUAUUAUUUCCCAAGUGCAAACCGUACAGAAGCAAAAGUGUAUAUGUUUGCCUCAACCAACUUAAGUCAAGUUUACCUUGGAACUGAACCAGAUACCCAAAAUGGUCGUUAUUGGGAACAUUUACCCAAUACUGGACAUGUGAUUUUCAAUUUCACAAAGAAUGUUCAUCAAUUACCCGAGGCACCCGCGGCCUUCAAGUGGAAUGAAUCGCAUUAUGUCAUGUAUGUAAGCAGUGAUGGUCCUACCGGCAAUCGAUUGUACGCAUUGCAUAACGAUGGCAAAGAUUUAAAGAAAGAUUGGACAUUUUCAGGGGUAGUGCAAUAUACCGAUGGAUCCCCUUUGGUGGGCUAUGAUGCAUUCGCCUUCAAUCAUCCAAAUGGGAACAAAUAUCUCAUGUACACAAAUGUGACAACGAUUUAUAUCAACAAGUUUGCUCCUGAAUAUGGUUUUGCAACAAUCGAACAUGUUAAAGAUGGUGGUAAUGGAACAGUUGUAGCCUCACGCUAUGAAGAUCCAUUUACCGAAGCACCUGAUGUGCUCAUUCAAGGCAAAAAGUUGAACCUUCUUUACACACAGAAUGAUUUCUUUAGUCCGAAUUACACAACAUUCAAUCAUGCUGUUUCAACGGAAUUAGAUCCUUUAGAUCCGGAAACGUGGAAAACCGGACAACCAGUACAAGUGUUGGCUUCUAGCAAUACGACAGGUGUAUAUGGAACUGGAUCUGUAGGUACAUUCAUCGGACCAGACAAUAAGCCAUGGAUUGCAUAUACCUGCUUUUAUAGUGACGAGCCAUUCAAUCGAGCAGAUGAAAACUUAUACGAUCCACGUCAAAUUCAAGCGCAACCACUUGUGUUUAAAGAUGAUGAGAUUCAGCCAAUGAUUCCGGUCAAGCCUACUCGUCACUUUUGAUAGCUAAUAGUGCAAUUUGAUAUGUUUAAGAGUGUGAGA
Meira miltonrushii is the source of this 1095-nucleotide messenger RNA. RefSeq lists its product as uncharacterized. The transcript has a single exon. Lineage: Eukaryota; Fungi; Basidiomycota; Exobasidiomycetes; Exobasidiales; Brachybasidiaceae. Bases 1 to 1056 code for a protein of 351 amino acids. The record is from RefSeq and is a predicted model, not a curated record.